AUGUUCCGGGUGCUCGCCAGCUCCACAAUAGGCAGCUUACGUGCGACUCAUACACUGCGGCUAUCGCACAGCCUUCGACUGUAUGCCAGCACCUCCCCGAAAUGGUUGACCGAUGAAGAAGCCGCGAACGCCAAGCUGCUCGAAGCAGUGAAAAGCCGCGUGGACCAGUUCCAGACCGCGCAGGACUCGAUCCUGGAAAUCGAGCCGCAUCUCUCUGAUCCAGAUGAGACAAUUCGAGAAAUGUUCGCUGCCGAAAAGGAAGAGUUGCUGGCCAGCUUGGACGAGGCUCUCGAACCACUACCCGAGCUGCUCCUCCCAACGCCUGAAGUGGCCGAGCUUCCAGUGAUGAUUUCGAUCAACGCCGGCGUCGGAGGCUCCGAGUCAGCUCUCUUUGCCAUGGAAAUGGUCAGAGCCUACACACGUUACGCGAACCAGCGUGGCUGGAAGGUUGAGACGAUCAGCGAGACGAAAGGCCCAGACGAUAUCGGGGUUCGCGAAACCACAGUCAAGAUCGAGCCAGCGCCAUACAGUGAGGAGAACAACGAGGUGUACGGCAGUUUCCAGUGGGAAAAGGGUGUGCACCGUGUCCAACGAGUUCCUGCGACCGAAUCGCAGGGCCGUGUGCAUACGAGUACAAUCACGGUCAUCGUCAAUCCUAUUUACCCCGACAAGCCGGAGGCGCCGCUCGUGGAUCCGAAGGACGUUCGAACAGAUGUUAUGCGAGCUGGAGGUGCCGGGGGACAGCAUGUCAACAAGACAGAGUCUGCGAUCCGUUUAACACACUUGCCCACUGGGAUCACAGUGUCCAUGCAGGACUCUAGAAGCCAGCACCAGAACCGAGCUUGGGCAUGGGAAAUUCUGCGUGCGCGCCUCAGUGAGAGAAAGCACCAGGAAGAGGUAGAGGCCCGACGAGCCGCUCGUCAGAGCCAGGUCAAGAGCGCGAACCGCAGCGACAAGGUGCGGACGUACAAUUUCCCGCAGGACCGCGUCACCGACCACCGCAUCGGCCAGAGCUUCAACGGUAUUAGAGAUAUUGUGGAGGGCGAGCGGCUGGAGAUCGUCAUCGCCGCUUUACGUGAAGAUUUCAACAGCCGCCGGUUAGAGAGCAUUCUCCAGGGAGAGGGAGACUUAGACGAAUAG
Molecule: messenger RNA, 1140 nt
Organism: Trichosporon asahii var. asahii CBS 2479
Lineage: Eukaryota; Fungi; Basidiomycota; Tremellomycetes; Trichosporonales; Trichosporonaceae
Exons: 2
Coding region: 1-1140 (379 amino acids)
Biological process (GO): translational termination
Molecular function (GO): translation release factor activity
Source: RefSeq, a predicted model, not a curated record